Molecule: messenger RNA, 2115 nt
Organism: Erythranthe guttata (spotted monkey flower)
Lineage: Eukaryota; Viridiplantae; Streptophyta; Magnoliopsida; Lamiales; Phrymaceae
Product: 2-oxoglutarate (2OG) and Fe(II)-dependent oxygenase superfamily protein
Biological process (GO): mRNA catabolic process
Molecular function (GO): demethylase activity; mRNA binding
Source: RefSeq, a predicted model, not a curated record
AUUAGGAGACCCAAUCUAAAAAGGAAAAAGAAAACAUAACCUUAAUUAAUGUUUAUAUAAGGUAGUAGUUGUGUUAAAAUCUUAGUUUUGAAAAGCCAAAUUCCUUUUUUACUUUAUAUUCCUUGUAUGCGUAGAAUACCUUGUUGCUCUACAAAUACAGAAGUCGCCUUUCGCAACUUUUCAAGUCUUCCCCUCCCACCCAAACACACCGUAUUCCCCCCUUUUCUCCACAAAUACACUCUCUCCGGCGACUUUCCACCGGCGAAUUCCACCGGAACUUCAACAGAUGGAUUCCUUUCUCCUCAAUUACGACGCCGCCGAAGUCCGUAUCGCCGCCGAGUUUUUGUCCAAUUGGCUGCCGUAUCUAUCCCGGGGCCUUUGCGAAUCCUGCACUACAACUCUUUCUAAUGGCAUCGAAUCCCUCCACACAGGGAAUUUUGCUGUUUCUACACCGAAUUUAAUAAAUCGGAGUCAAACUAAAGAAGACCAAAGUAAUUGCAGUCCCCAUCCCGCCUCGAGUACGAAAGACAGUGCAGCUAAUAAUGCUGAUGGAGCUCCGACUUUGUUUUUUGGUGAAUUUGCAGUUUCGAGUUUGAACUUUAUAGAUUUGAAUCGACGUAAAGAAGAUCAAGGUAAUUGCAGUUCCCAUUCGGGCGAGAAUACGAAAGACAUUGAAGAUAAUAGCGACGAUGCAGAUGUAUGUUCGUUGGGUAGUUGGAAGGACGAGGCAUACGCUGAAGCAUCAUCGAGCGAUGUAGUUAGCUCUUCGUUUGCAACACCAGUUCCUAAAAAGUCUUGGGCAGAUAUGGCUUUGGAGGAUGAACUUGCUGCAGAAGAAGAAGAGAAUGAAGUGAGUAGUGGCAAACUUGUUAAUAUGAAUGAUUCUGGAGCAUCUAUGAAUGGAACAAAGUCCAAGGUGGCAUUAUCGAGGGAUCAGAGAGAGUACAUUCGAUUUUACAACGUUCAGAGGAAGAGAUUUAUAUGUCUUGAAAGAGUCGACGGGAAGUUGGUCAAUAUAUUGGAAGGGCUCGAGUUACAUAAGGGUGUCUUCAGUGCUGCAGAACAGAAGAGGAUUGUUAGCUACGUUGAAAAUUUGCAGGAGAUGGGAAAGAAGGGACAGUUGAAAGAUCGCACUUACUCAGCACCUGUUAAGUGGAUGAGAGGAAAGGGACGUGUAACUCUUCAAUUUGGCUGCUGCUACAAUUACGCCCUAGAUAGACAAGGUAAUCCACCUGGCAUCCUAAAGAACGGAGCAGUUGAUCCUUUGCCUGAUCUAUUUAAGGUGAUGAUCAGAAGGCUUGUGAGGUGGAAUGUUUUGCCACCGACAUGUGUGCCCGACAGCUGUAUUGUGAAUAUAUACGAAAAGGAUGACUGUAUACCGCCACAUAUUGAUAAUCACGAUUUCGUUAGGCCAUUUUGUACAGUUUCUUUUCUUAGUGAGUGCGAAAUACUUUUUGGGUCCAAGUUGACAUCAGUUAGAGCUGGCGAGUUUACUGGUUCUUUUGCAAUCGCCCUACCAGUUGGAUCUGUUCUUGUUAUAAAUGGAAACGGAGCUGAUGUGGCUAAGCAUUGCGUGCCGGCAGUCCCUUCUAGAAGGAUAUCAAUUACCUUUAGGAAAAUGGAUGAAUCUAAACAGCCAAAUGGAUAUGUAGCUGAACCCGAUUUGCAAGGGCUUGAGCCAUUUUCAGAUGGAGCGGAUACGAAUAGUUCGACAAAGAAUAAUAAAAAUGCUUCAACGAGACCCAUUCAUACACCAUUGCAGAGACCAGCAUUUGAAAGAGAGGAUAGAGUAGACAAAGGGAGAGGAAUCAUUGCAGAAAGACCAGAUUCUCGUUAUUCAAGUCGUGCGCGACAAGGUCCUGUAAAUAGGCGAAGGUUCUAAUUUGGUUGAAAUUUGGAAAAUUUAUUAAUUGAGAAACAUUUUUUAAGUGUGGAAUCGAGAGGCAUUAAUUCUUGGGAAUUUUCUAAGUUAUCAAUGAUGAGACGAACUUGAUAUUUGGUUAGUGCGACAUAUGUGCGCUUGCGUAUAGGUAUAGAAACUGUUGUACGAUUUUUGUACCUUCAAAACUCCAAGUUUGUUUGAUGUGGAAAAAAGGAUCUUGUUAGAAUCAUGAA